This is a messenger RNA of Diachasmimorpha longicaudata, 2479 nucleotides long. RefSeq lists its product as uncharacterized. The transcript is spliced from 2 exons. Bases 1574 to 2479 code for a protein of 301 amino acids. The record is from RefSeq and is a predicted model, not a curated record. Lineage: Eukaryota; Metazoa; Arthropoda; Insecta; Hymenoptera; Braconidae.
UUCAUCAAAUCCCUAACAAAUGGUCCUUCGAGCCGGAUAUGGAAGUGUUUGAGUGAAGUGGCUAACAAUUAAAAUAUUAACAUUCAAACUCGGAGAAACGUGGUGACGUCAUCGAUCGGGAGUGGGGGAAAGCGAUCGCAACAGAGGAAUGUUGUUUUGAUUUCGACGUGCGCUCGAGUUUCGAACAACUGGACAGUUUUCAUCUCGUAAACACGAAUAUCACAGUAAGUCGAAAAAUAUUAUCAGGGGUUGUCGUCACCAAAAGGUGAUGACAACUGCUUUGGUCCUCAUCGGGCGGAUCUCUGCAAAGACACACAUCAUUGCCAGAAAUGCAAGGGCCCACAUCACACCUUGAUCCAUGAUGGGUCUAUCGAACAUCGCCAGGAACUGGAAAGACAGUCGAGUCGACCAUCAGUUCCAGCAACGGAGGAAAACCAGGGAGAUCACGGAGCAUCCGGAUCGAGAGAUAAGCCAAACGAUCAUCUGGUCGUAACAAUCAUCAUCACCGAGGUCAACGGAGACAGAGAGGACUUACGACUCUCUCAACUCUUCAGAGAUCUCACAGGGGAGUGAAUCAACAUCAAAGGCAUCGGGAUCAAUUAAGAGUUCAAUUAGUCAUCUUCAAGUACCAGCAUCGUCAUCAGCGAAAUCAGAGACAACGGGGUUGUCCUCUGACAUCAAGGUCACACAUCAAUCAUCAUCAAAUUCAGCGAGUUAACGGGUUGUGCUGUUGGCAACCAAAACACUUGCAUCAACAUCAUCAGGUUCUCAUCAUACGGUCAGGCUUCUGAUUGAUAAGGGAUCAGAGGUCACAUUCAUCACUGAUCAAAUGGUUCUACUUCUUCUUCGUCUUCGUCGAUCAUCAUCAAAUCUCAGAGUCUUUGGAAUAGGAGGCCUGGAAUCACGGUUGAGUCGUGGAGCAGUAACGGUCAAACUUCAAUCUCGGUUCAACGAUCAACAUCAGAUCGAAAUCACUGCCCACAUCCUGGCCAAGCUCGCAUCAACAUUACCAUCAAUUCUUUGCGCAAAGGAAGAGGCAAAUCAUCUUCAACAUCUUCAUUUGGCGGAUAACAACUAUCUCAAACCUGGUCCUAUCGACAUCAUCAUCGGAGCUGAUCAUUAUGGUCAAAACAUUGGGCAUGAGGUUAUCAAAUCUCCGGAUAAUCAACUUGUUGCGCAAUAAACCAUCAUUGGCUGGAUAGUUUUUGGGACGGUCUGCUGUACAGACUGCAAGCCAAAGUCUUCUCUAACUGCAGUACGAGAGUCUUCGACUGAGCAGCUGUUGGAUCUUCUUAAGAAAUUCUGGGUCCAGGAGGAACUUUCAUCAUCUAAGGAAAUUCUUCUCAAUCAAGACGAUCAGGAGUGUGAAUUGCAUUUCAGGAACACACAUUCAAGAGACAGUGAGGGACGGUACGUAGUACGCCUUCCACUCAAAACAUCAGUAUCAGCAUUGGGAGAGUCUAAGACACAUGCUCUACAAUUGUUAAAUCGAACGGCGAAGAAACUGGAAGCAAAUCAAGAGUAUGGGAAACUCUACAAGGACUUCAUCAGGGAAUAUGAGGAUCUGGGACACAUGAGACGUGUCUCAGAGGAAUCAGAACCAUCAGUGAGCUACUAUCUGCCUCAUCACGGUGUCUUGAAGGAAGACAGCAUCACCACAAAACUCAGGGUCGUCUUCAACGGUUCCAGUAAGACAACAUCAGGAGUGUCACUCAAUGACAUACUUCAUGCAGGAGGAAAACUGCAAACGGAAGGCUCAGACGUUCUCAUCUGGUUGAGAACUUUUCGGUUAAUCGUCGGAACGGACAUCGUGAAGAUGUUCCGUCAAAUCAAUGUUCAUCAAGGCGACUGGGAUCUUCAAAGAAUCCUAUGGAAGGAUGAGGAGGGGAAAAUCAUCACAUAUCAAUUGACAACGGUGACGUAUGGGCAAACGUGUGCACCAUGGUUGGCUCUACGAGUUCUUCAACAACUAGUGGAGGAUGAGGGACAUCAAUAUCCACUAGCGGCUGUCUCUCUAACAAAAGGGAGAUAUGUCGACGAUAUCUAUGGGGGAGCUGAUUCUGAGGAACAGCUCAAGGAACUCAUCAAUCAGCUCAUCAAUCUUUGCAUGGCGGGCGGCAUGCCACUGCAAAAAUGGAUCUCGAAUCAACAAGGAAUCCUACAGGAUCUUCAAUUAUCAACAAAAUCAACAUCGGCGGUAGAAUUCGAGGACAAGACGGUCAAAGUAUUGGUAUUGUGCUGGAACCCUCAUUCAGACAGCUUCAUCUAUAAAUCAAGGAAGCCAUCAACGGAACAAAUCAACAAAAGGACAAUCCUCUCAGAGAUCGCCCAGAUUUACUAUCCUCUGGGACUCAUCGGACCGGUUAUCAUCAGGGCGAAAAUCUUCAUCCAAGAGCUGUGGCUUCUCAAAAUUGGUUGGGAUGAUCCACUGCCCUUGAGUCACAUCAAACGUUGGAAAGAAUUCAGGAAGGAAUUCUGA